Messenger RNA from Penicillium brevicompactum, 645 nucleotides. RefSeq lists its product as uncharacterized. The record is from RefSeq and is a predicted model, not a curated record. NCBI's taxonomy places the organism in Eukaryota, Fungi, Ascomycota, Eurotiomycetes, Eurotiales, Aspergillaceae. Bases 1 to 645 code for a protein of 214 amino acids. The transcript has a single exon.
AUGCACUUCACUGCCCCCUCCGUUGCCAUCUUGGCCCUCGCUGCCGGUGUCUCUGCCGGUGCUGUCAACAAGCAGCACGAGCCCCCCGUCCACGGCGGCAAGAGCGUCGGCAAGCACCAGGCUACUGGCGCUACCGGUAUCUCCACUGGCACCCACCCCAUCAUCACCGGUGCCCCCAGCAACGGUACCCACGGAGGCAAGAACGGCACUGUUACGGUGACCUCCUCUGCUCCCUGCUUCAGCUGCCACCACGGUAGCUCUACCAUCCCCGUCUCUGUGCCCAGCAGAACCCCCGGUGCCACUCCCUCCGGCGGCGUUAUUGGAGGCGGCUCCGGCUCCGGCUCCGGCUCUGGUGGCUCUGGCUCCGGCUCCGGCUCCGGCACUGGCGGCUCUAGCUCUGGCUCUGGCUCUGGCUCCGGCACUGGCGGCUCUGGCUCUGGCACUGGCACUGGUGGCUCUGGCUCUGGUUCCGGCUCUGGUUCCGGCUCUGGCUCCGGCUCUGGCUCUGGCUCUGGCUCCGAAUCUGGCGCUUCCCCCAGCGCUUCUGGCUUCGCCCCCUCCAACCCCGGCUCCAAGGUCUCCAUCCCCCAGGUUGGCGCCGUCGGUGCAUUCAUGGCCUACGGUGCUGCUAUGUUCCUGGCAUAA